CAAGCAUUGGUGUCGUGAUAUUUCACGAACAGUGCGUGUCACGCAUAUAAAAGCAACACGCCACCAACUCUAGUGUAAAAGGGCGCCACGCUAUCUUUCAUGUAAUUGUGCAAGUCUCUAUGUAUCGUCGUCCGCUGAUUGCUGAUUGCUGUGCACUUGUUCGCUAAACCGCAGCGAGCGCUGGCAUUGCCAUCGGCAGCGGGCGUAACGGUAAACGAGAACGACGCCGUCGUCGCAGGCACGACGACGGUCGCAUCUGAUAGACAGCUGUCUCCUGGUUACGUCAGUCAAAAUGACGCAUCGUGUUUUGGUAACAGGAAUGCAUAAAUGCCAGCAGACAACGAGCGACAACGUCGCCAUCGCCGUCGCCGUCGCCGCCGCCAUUGUCGCCACCUACUGGAGCGAGAGCCACCAGAAAAGAAAAUCACCACAAAACAAAAGAACAAAGCGCAAGCAGCGACGCCAAACAACGACGACAACGACAGCGACGCCAAACAGCAGACGCAGACAGCAGCCACAAAGAGCGCACGCGACACUCCGCCUUUGGCGCCCACAUCGAGCCACCCUCGCAACUUUCGAGGCAACUCUGGCAACGCUGACAACUCUGGCGGGCCAAUAACCUUUCCGCAAUUAGGCAAAGUGCAGCUGCGACUAGAGAAACUCUCCAAAGUGCAAUACAAAAUAACUUCUCAAUCUCAGCGCAAAAGAAUCUUUGAGUCACAAUUACAAUUAACAUUACAAGCUGAACGCCUAACCUGCAAAUACCCUCUAAAUCAAAAUAAAUAUUAA
Drosophila grimshawi is the source of this 789-nucleotide messenger RNA. RefSeq lists its product as uncharacterized. NCBI's taxonomy places the organism in Eukaryota, Metazoa, Arthropoda, Insecta, Diptera, Drosophilidae. The transcript has 2 exons. The record is from RefSeq and is a predicted model, not a curated record. Bases 328 to 789 code for a protein of 153 amino acids.